UGACGUCUUAGCGCUGCAUACAUGCAUGCCUCAUACGUGAUACUUGAUACUGACCAUCCAUCGUCGGCUUUGUUCCUCCUGUCGCUUUAUAUAAACUAUUAUGGCAGAUCGCUCGUCCACCCCAUUACUCCAGUCUUACCAUGGCGAUGACAGCGAUGAAGCGCCCGUCUGGCGCAGGCGCUCUCAGGAAUCAUCCUUCUGCCGACAUUUACGACGAUGCCGCAGGACAAGCCAGCGCUUCCUCGAGUCUCGCACAAAACAUUUCGCCGUCAUGGGUAUUGUGGCACUGGAUGUAGCUGCGCUGCUUGCAAAUAUCUUUAUUCAGUUGAUUGCCUGCGAGAUGGAUGAGAAGGAUGAGCCCUGGGUGGAAGAUGUAACCGAAAGUCUGGAAAUCGCAGGUCUAGUCUUCAGCAGCCUCUUCCUCCUUGAACUCGUUGCAUGUUUGUUUGCCUUUGGUCCGCGCUUCCUUGCCUCUUGGUUUCAUCUGUUCGACUCGGCAGUCAUUGUUGCUAGUUUUGUGAUAGAUAUAUUUUCCAGAGGUCUUACCGAGUCUAUUGGCUCUUUGAUUGUUGUCCUCCGUCUAUGGAGGUUGGCAAAGAUAUCCGAAGAGGUGGUAUUGGGCGCUACAGAGAGGAUGGAGAUUCUGGAACAGCAGCUAGAGGACCUCGAAGCUGAAAAUAGUAGAUUACGAGCUCAGCUGGGCAUCGAGUCCUCCAAUCAUUCGAUCAAUGAGUAAACUUAAUACAGGGUGAAAAAAUCGAGUUAAUCUAUUUAUAUACAAUUGUUGCAUUUAAUAUGUGCACUGUUAAUGGCCUCCUAAAGCAAAAUCUUUGUGUCCAGACAUUGCAGAGCUGGUAGGCGAGCUCUGAUUAUGGUAUUAGUACCUAGAUUACUCCCAUCCAUUCCUUCUAUUCGUGACAAACUCCAGAUAUGUAU
Molecule: messenger RNA, 936 nt
Organism: Trichoderma asperellum CBS 433.97
Lineage: Eukaryota; Fungi; Ascomycota; Sordariomycetes; Hypocreales; Hypocreaceae
Biological process (GO): proton transmembrane transport
Cellular component (GO): plasma membrane
Molecular function (GO): voltage-gated proton channel activity
Source: RefSeq, a predicted model, not a curated record